This is a messenger RNA of Asparagus officinalis (garden asparagus), 954 nucleotides long. RefSeq lists its product as uncharacterized. The record is from RefSeq and is a predicted model, not a curated record. Bases 1 to 954 code for a protein of 317 amino acids. NCBI's taxonomy places the organism in Eukaryota, Viridiplantae, Streptophyta, Magnoliopsida, Asparagales, Asparagaceae. The transcript is spliced from 2 exons.
AUGAAGCAAGCUCUUUUCAUGCGCAUUCAUGAUGCCGUCGUCGCGCACGAUACUUGUUUUGUUCAAAAAAGGAAUGAUGCUGGGCGACUUGGCUUGUCAUCACUUCAGAAGAUUGGGGAAAGCACCACUAUUGAAAGUCUCAAAAAGUUCAUCACAGUAGUUGUCGAAGUGUUUGGUGAUGAGUACUUAAGGUCGCCAAAUAGUGAUGACCUUAAGAGAUUACUUGCAAUAGGUGAACGACGCGGCUUUCCUGGGAUGCUUGGAAGCAUUGAUUGUAUGCAUUGGACAUGGAAGAAUUGCCCUACUUCUUGGCAUGGUAUGUUUACUGGCCACAUUCAUGAACCCACUAUUAUUUUAGAAGCUGUAGCUUCAUAUGAUUUGUGGAUAUGGCAUGCUUUCUUUGGAUUACCUGGGUCACUUAAUGACAUCAAUAUGUUAGAGCGGUCUUAUGUAUUUAGUGGAUUGGAUGAAGGUAGUGCCCCUCAUAUUAGCUAUAAAGUCAAUGGGAGGCCAUAUGACAUGGGAUAUUAUCUUGCUGAUGGUAUGUAUCCAUCAUGGGCAACAUUAGUGAAGACUAUUCCAGCUCCACAAGGAAAUAAGCAUCGACAUUUUGCUAAAGAGCAAGAAGGGUCAAGGAAAGAUGUUGAGCGCGCAUUCGGAGUGCUUCAAUCACGUUUUGCGAUUGUCCGAAACCCGGCAAGACUUUGGGAUAAGGAUAACCUAAAACAUAUUAUGAUGGCAUGCAUAAUUAUGCAUAAUAUGAUUAUCGAAGACGAGCGUGAUGAACAUGAGCGUAUUCGUAAACUAAGGAAGAUACAUGAUAUCAAAGAAGAAUAUGACCAUGUUGAUGAAAUUCCACACAUAUCACUUUCGCUCGAGCGUACACCAACAAUAAUGGAGUUCAUCGCAAAUCGUCGUCGAGUUAGAGAUAAACAAAUGCAUACUCAACUCUAA